Messenger RNA from Salarias fasciatus (jewelled blenny), 8219 nucleotides. RefSeq names its product histone deacetylase 4 (gene hdac4). The record is from RefSeq and is a predicted model, not a curated record. Bases 347 to 3604 code for a protein of 1085 amino acids. The transcript is spliced from 26 exons. Gene Ontology annotation, molecular function: histone deacetylase activity. Gene Ontology annotation, biological process: negative regulation of transcription by RNA polymerase II. Lineage: Eukaryota; Metazoa; Chordata; Actinopteri; Blenniiformes; Blenniidae.
GAGAGAGAGAGUGGCAGCUGGAGGGCAGAGCAAAACACGUCAGUGAGGGAAGCAGAGCGAGGCGACAGAGUGAGAGACGGGAGUGUGGGAAAGACGGCGAGGGAGAGAGAGAGAGUGAGAGAGAGAGAGAUCGGCUCUCGCUACCGAAGCCAGCGUCGGUCUGCUCCGUCUUCACGCUGCGGUGGACUUUUUACAGCUCUGCUCAGAGUCUCACUUUUGGCUGCGAAUACACUUUCUUUCACUUGCGCUCAGCUAUUGUACCUCACACACACACACACACACACGCACACACUGACACACACACACAGCCACAGGCGUGCAGCGACCGGACAGCACGGCGUAACUGAUGGUGGACGUGAGCACAGCAGCGCUGCCCACGCAGGUGCCCCCCACCUCCACAGCCAUCCUUCCCAUGGACCUGCGCGUCGUGGACCACCCCCACCCCCACCACCACCACCAGCAGCAGCCCGCCUUCGGCCUGGUUCCCCAGCCCCACCCCGCGCCGGCCUCCUCCGCCGCCGAGACGGGACGCGGCCCGGGCAUCAACCCCCCGGAGCAGCACCUGCAGCAGGAGCUGGUGGCUCUGAAACACAAGCAGCAGCUCCAGAGGCAGCUCCUGAUCGCAGAGUUCCAGAGGCAGCACGAACAGCUGUCCCGGCAACAUGAGGCCCAGCUGCAGGAACACAUCAAGCACCAACAGGAUUUGCUGGCGCUCAAACACCAGCAAGAGCUGCUGGAGCAUCACAGGAAGAUGGAGCAGCAGCGGCACGAGCAGCAGCUGGAGAAGCAGCAGCGGGAACACAAACUCCAGCAGCUCAAACACAAGGAGAGGGGACAAGAGAGUGCCGUUGCCAGCACAGAGGUAAAGAUGCGACUUCAGGAAUUUGUCCUCAACAAGAAGAAAGCGCUGGCUCAGCGAAACCUUAACCACUGUCUGCCCAGUGACCCCCGCUACUGGUAUGGAAAAACACAGCACAGCUCUCUGGACCAGAGCUCGCCCCCCCAGACGGCCUUAUCGGCGUACAACCACCCGAUGCUGGGCACGUACGACUCAAAAGACGACUUCCCCCUCCGCAAAACAGCUUCUGAGCCCAACCUGAAGCUUCGCUCCCGGUUAAAGCAGAAGGUGACAGAGCGUCGCAGCAGCCCUCUGCUCCGCAGGAAAGAUGGAGCCAUCACUUCUGCCAAGAAGCGGUCCUUAGACGUGGCCGAGUCUGCUUGCAAUAGUGCUCCAGGUUCAGGCCCCAGUUCCCCCAACAACAGCUCCAGUAACAUCCCCAGUGAGAACGGGGUCGCGAUCUCCAGCAGCCCCGGAGAGGCCUCCCUGCUUCAGAGGCUGGCUGCCAGGGAAGGUUCGAUCAGCCAGCUCUCGCUCUACACCUCGCCUUCCCUCCCCAACAUCACCUUGGGACUUCCGGCCACCGGUCCGAGCACAGUGGUGUCGGGCCACCAGGACGGCGAGAGUCAUCUGGCGCUGCCGGCGUUGCAGCAGGGCAUUCCCCUGACCCCCCCGUUCCUGCCCGCUGCCCACCUGCCCUCCUACUUGGCAUCCUCGGCGCUGGACAGGGAGGGGGCUGGAGGGGGCACGGCGGGCCACAACUCUCUGCUCCAACACAUGGUCCUGCUGGAGCAGAGCCACAGUCCGAUGGUUGGUCUAGGCGGCCUGCCGCUGCCGUCGCCCUCCGUCUCCAAGCUGGUGCGGGGCCACCGUCCCCUGGGGAGGACGCAGUCGGCCCCCCUGCCCCAGCAGCAGUGCGGACAGGCCCAGGCGCUGCAGCAGCUGGUGGUCCAGCAGCAGCACCAGCAGUUCCUGGAGAAACACAAGCAACUGUUCCAGCAGCAGCAGCAGCAGCACAUCAUCAACAAGAUCAUGUCCAAGCCCGGGGACCCGGUCUCUGUCUCGGCCCCGGGUCCCGGCGGCUCGGGGCCGGGCAGGCAGCACCAGAGCCACCCGGAGGAGACGGAAGAGGAGCUCAGGGAGCACCAGGGCCUCUCCUCGUCCUCCUCGUCCUCCUCCUCCGUCUCGGCGCCGGAGGCGGCGAUGCUGCGGGGUCUGGUCAUCAAGCAGGAGCCCCCCGACCCGGACCAGGACGACCGGGAGCAGAGGGAGAGGCAGGCCGAGCAGGACUUCCUCUUCAAACAGCAGGCUUUGCUGUUGGAGCAGCAGCGGAUCCACCAGCUGAGGAACUACCAGGCCUCCAUGGAAGCGGCGGGCCUGUCGGUCAGCUUCGCCGGGCACCGCCCCCUGUCCCGGGCCCAGUCGUCCCCGGCCUCGGCCUCCUUCCCCAUGGUGGUGCAGGAGCCGCAAGCCAAGCCCCGAUUCACCACAGGUCUGGUGUAUGACUCUCUGAUGCAGAAACAUCAGUGCAUGUGUGGAAACACCACCAGUCAUCCGGAGCACGCCGGCCGCAUCCAGAGCAUCUGGUCCCGCCUCCAGGAGACGGGCCUGCGGGCGCACUGCGAGUGUAUCCGUGGUCGGAAAGCCUCGCUGGAGGAGCUUCAGACGGUGCACUCAGAAGCCCACGUCCUGCUGUAUGGAACGAACCCUCUGAGGCAGAAGCUGGACUGUUCGGUCAAUCCCAUGUUUGUGAGGCUGCCGUGCGGAGGCAUCGGGGUGGACAGCGACACCAUCUGGAACGAGGUCCAUUCGUCCAGCGCGGCUCGUCUGGCCGUGGGCUCGGUGGUGGAGCUGGUUUUCAAAGUGGCGUCGGGAGAGCUGAAGAACGGCUUCGCUGUGGUCCGACCACCAGGUCACCACGCUGAGGAGAGCACACCCAUGGGCUUCUGCUACUUCAACUCGGUCGCCAUCGCAGCCAAACUUCUGCAGCAGAGACUCAACGUCAGCAAAAUCCUUAUCGUGGACUGGGACGUUCACCAUGGCAACGGCACCCAGCAGGCCUUCUACGCCGACCCCAGCGUGCUCUACCUGUCUCUGCAUCGCUACGAUGACGGGAACUUCUUCCCUGGCAGCGGAGCGCCCGACGAGGUGGGUAGUGGAGCAGGCGUGGGCUUCAAUGUGAACAUGGCCUUUACCGGAGGACUGGAGCCUCCAAUGGGCGACGCGGAGUACCUGGCUGCGUUCAGAACGGUGGUCAUGCCUAUAGCCAACGAGUUCGCCCCGGACAUGGUGCUGGUGUCGUCUGGCUUUGAUGCGGUGGAUGGACAUGCCCCACCGCUGGGCGGAUACAAGCUGACGGCCAAAUGUUUUGGCUACCUGACCAGGCAGCUGAUGGCUCUGGCGGGCGGGCGGCUGGUUCUUGCCUUGGAGGGAGGUCACGACCUCACGGCCAUAUGCGAUGCCUCUGAAGCCUGCAUCUCUGCUCUGCUUGGCAAUGAGUUGGAUCCCAUCCCUGAUGAGGUGCUGCAGCAGAGACCCAACGCCAAUGCUGUGCACUCCAUGGAGAAAGUCAUUGAAGCGCACAGUAAACACUGGCGCUCCCUCCAGCGCUCGGCCUCCACACUGGGCUGCUCGCUGAGUGAAGCUCUCCAGCGUGACGCAGAGGAGGCCGAGACCGUGUCGGCCAUGGCCUCGCUGUCCGUCGCCAACAAGCACAUCGGAAAGAGAACUGAAGAGGAGCCAAUGGAGGAGGAACUCCCCAUGUAGAGAAACAAGGCCGCCUUUGACCACUCAGAUCAGUCUUCACAUUUGAUUGUUCUCCUGCGCCUCGCCGCUGCCGCAUCGAGGAGGCGUUUUAUCCCGGGAGACGGCGGGCCGAGCCGACUCAAGUGGCACUCAAAGGAAAACGUGACGCUGAGGACGGGCGGUGCGUUGACCGCCCGUCGGUGCACGGAGCCAUCAGCUUGAAUGUGUUGCAUCGCAGGUGGAUAUAAGAGGACCGACUCGGUUAACCUGCGUCGAGCACCUUGAGUGCCAGUGCUUUUUGAAAAACACUACACAGUUGUACCUUUUUUUCCUGAUCGCCAGUCUGGAACGUACCGUACGCCGAUGAUCUGCACUCGUCUACUUAUCAUGUUGUUCUGUUCUUUCUGUGCUUUAUCUCCUCACUUUUUGAUCAAGACCACCAGAGCUAGUGUGAUUGUGACUCUGCACUAAAGACGGAUCCCUGCAAUCUUUCAAGGUAUCUCAAUCGAAACCGUCACGUUUUGACAAAAUGACAAAAAGUUUCCAGGAUCCAAAAACAAACAAAUUGUCAGUAAAAAGACUGUGCAUUUGUGCCUUUUCUUUGUCAAACCCGGUGGAUUUUUGAACUCCACUUGAAGAGCUCUGCCUUAAAAACAGGUUUGGGAACGAGGCCUCUUCUCGCCAACCUCCCCUUGAACAUUUCUUAGCUGGCAAAAUCAGCCACUGCCUGCAUGUUGUUGGCACAUAGACUGGAGGACCUUGGCAUGUUUACCUAUAAAUUCCCUUCGAAGCCAGCCUACUGUACCUUUGUCGCUCUCCAUCCUUGUGUUUUUUGUUUUUUUUUUCUCCCCCUCUCAUUUUCAAUCUCGACUUGGAAGGUAGUUCCCAUCCGCGAGUUGGAGGUGGCUAAGUUUUCGGUCCAUCAUGUUAACACGGGAAGAGAAGUAGCAUGCACUUUACUAAAGCAACGACGACUUCUUUAACAAAAGAAAAAAAAGCUGAAUUCUAAUCAUAAUGCAAGUGGUAGUUGGACAACAAUGAAGCCAAAGCAUGUCGGGCAUUCGAGUCGAGCGACUCGCUAACUCACUCACUCACACACACACACGGAAAAGCCUUGGCCUCUCUCGGUGCAGAUUAUUGAGGGAUGAAGACGAUUUGAUUUUUAACGGGCUAAUUCGCCCGACGGGCGCGCUGCGGCGGUUACAGGGAGCGUACCACCUGGGGGUUUCCAGAGGGGUGUUCACGUCACUCCCACAGCUGCUUGUUAAGCACAUCUGCUCUCCAAAUGUCAGGUGCUAUGAGGCAGAUGUGGGCACACCUGUCCGUUUGUAUACAGUGAAGCACAAACUGCUCUUUUUUGAAAAUUCUGCAGCCUCGCACGUGCAUUUAAAUAGCUGCUACAGAUGAGGUUUCGGUUGUAUUUUCCAUUUUCAAUAGCACAUGUAGCUCAGUCUCUUCUCUGGAUACGAAACCCUCUCGCAGGUUCAGCUUUCAUAAGUGUGUGAUUAAAUUUAAAUGCUGCUUCUGAUCCUUCUUGAAUCAACAUCAUAACUGGCUUAAUAUUUAAGAAAACAUGAGCUAAAGGUUUAAUAAUUCUUAAUGAUGUGGGAUGUUUUAAAGCUAAGUCCACAGUGAAGCUGCCAGUCCAGUCAAAAUAAACACACUGAGCACCACACCAGCCACCAGCUUAGCUUUUUCCCUUUUUCUUCUUCUUUUUUUUCCAGCCACUACAACUUUCCUGUGUAUAACCAUCCUCUCCACUUGUGUUUAGCCCUCGGGCAACUACCUUCUGCUGCCUCCAUUUCAUCCACAAGCCAGUCAUGUGUUUAGCAUAUCUUUUUUUUUUCUUUUCCAGUAAACAGAAAACAGAGUGCUGCGGUGUUUACUGUUGUUUACUGUACAUAGGACACUGAUCUCCCGAGUAUUCCCACCACACACGUUCAUCGGCGACCACCUUCGCCGGCCCCCACCCUCCCCCUCAUCCGUGUCUCUUCCCUCUGCUUUUCGUUGCCUUUUCCAGUGGACUCCAGUGACUUAUUUUUGUACUUUUUUAGCCGUGUUCUCCCUGGCUGUUUUUUGUACAUAUCGUCCGCGCUGGCCUCUCCGUCUCUCUGUUACGUUGUAAAGCUGACAAGCCUCGCAGCAAGUGAGGGUUCACACUUGUUUCUAGUGGACGUCGCUCCAUGGGGGUGUUUUCCGGGGAGGGGGGGGAGGGUUCGGCUUGUCGCGACGCAAAUGUUUCUACUUUGUAAAAUGAUGGACAAUUGUGUAUUUACUGUCUGUUCAUAGUAGAUUUAUAUAUAUAUAUAUAAAAGAAAUGAGUAUAUUAUAUAUAUCUAUACAUGCUGAAAUGCUAUGAUCUUGUUUCUGAAGUUGGUAUUGAACCUUUUCAUGGGUCUGGCGAACAGUACUGGCCCUUUUCCGGUGUCCCUGAAGGCACCGUCUGCUGUCCCGGGUCACAGCUGAUUAUGUGUUUUGUGCAGCGUUUUACUGGCUGUCCUUUUUGUCUGUCAAACAGCGACGACUGGUUUUUCACUUUAUUUAUCCCACUGGUACCUUAACACUGUUACAGCAGGUGUGUGCAGCCACGCAUGUUCACACACACACACACACACACACGCGCACACACACACGCACACGCGCUCGUUUCUAGUCAAUAUUUUUCCAACCUGUCUUUUGUGUCGAUGUUUUCAUAGAGAAACGAGAAUCUUCUAGCUGGCAUUGAUUUAAUUGUCUUAUUUCUAAGAAAUGUGCUACAGAAAGUUGAAGUCUGGAUUUUACUUUUCUCUCAAAUGAUCAGUUGUAAUCUUUUGCUCUAGUUUUUCUUCCUGUUAAAGUUUCAAUCAUAUUUGAUAGAACAAAAAAUAAUUGUUUGGGCUCUUUUAAGACCUUUGCAAAUUAUUUUACGGAACAGUGAUUUGAAUACGUUUUUUUUUUUUUACUUGACCAAAUGUCUCUGGAGCACAUUUAUGUUUGCUGGCGAGAGUGUCCGACAGUUGUUGGGCUUCUUGAUAAAGUUUUUGGGGAAAAAAGUAUCUUUUAAUUAAUACCUUGACUUUAUGCUCCUCCCUUUAAACCCACCUCUGACGUCAAAAGCCAGCGUUCACAUAAAUUCAAGUUCUUGUGAUUUACAGCUGUGGCUUUUAUAGUUUGAGGGAUGAGAAAUCAUUUGGUCAGGGGGAUGCCUUUUCCCAUCAUGCAUUUCUUCUUUAAAUCGUUAUGAAGAAAUUGGAGGGUGAAUUUGUUAAAAUGGAUGAAACACGAGUAUCCAUCACAGCGUUAGACAAAGCACAUGGGGUGUGUGUCUCAUUGUCCUCCUCUCUGAUCUCAACAAGGACUUUUUCCAUUGUCUGCACAGCAAAUCACUGCAUUCGUACUUUUUCUUUGCAUUCCCAUUUUCUUAAACACACAUGCACUACUUCCUCCUCUUCUACUGUUUGUUGUGUGGACGCUUCAUUCACACACUUUUGUUGUUGUGUUUGGGAUGUUAAAACGUAUAUAACCAGUCGGUCCUGAAUGUCAUCUGUCAUCUCGACCGGGACGCGCUCGACGUCUCUGCGCGUUUGGACUCGCUUGCGGAGACGCGUUACAGUAAUCCAAGCCCAGAGCAUUCCCAGAACCCUUUGCACUGCUGUGCCAGUCGUGGCUUUUCUACCGUUUAAUGCUUUGGUUUCUUGAGCGCCGCCAAAACUAGCACUGUCUGGCCGUUCUGGCCAUUUGUCUUCACUGUCAGUCUUAAAACAAUGUCCAGUAACCAGAAAUAGAGAAGCAGCAACAUUCCAUUUGGUUCUAAUUUCCACUUAUUAGGAGGCAGAUUUCCAGGUUUUGUGCGUUUGAGCCUUUUGUAGGUGUGAGAAUUGCCUGUUCGGGUAGUCCGAUCUGACUCCACUCCAUUCCUCUUCUCUCUCUGCAUGAUCUGUCCGUCUGCAUGCACUGCCCACCUGUCUGUCUGUCUGUCUGUCCCCUGCCACAUACAAGGGAUCGAGCACUGAAGGACAAUAGUACUUUCACUGUAUCCAAACUGUCUAAUCUCUCUGACUGCUUUUUAUUUUGUUUUUUGGUAGUGUGGAUGCUUUUUUUUUUUUUUUUUCCUGCCCCUCUUGUCGUGCUUUUAAUUGUAGCAAAUGCGAUCAUUAAAUCCGGUGAACCUAAGUUGAAAACUUCACACAAAAAAAAGGGAAGAAGUAUCUAGCACAGCUGAUAGAUUUUAAUGUAUUUAUGUAGAAAAACAGGUUGUUUCAGCGGGGCGCUUUGUAAACUGCAUCAAUUGUCUCUCAUUUUAUCUUCGUGCCAGGCGAGAUGUGACUUUGGUGGCUUUUAUUUUGGAAGAGUUUUCAGUUCUUUGUCACAUCUGGACUUGUCAAAGGGCUCCAUCCAGAUGCCUGGUUCUCCGUGCAGUCGUCCAUUCCCAUGAAUAAGCCAGUUAUCUCUAUGACCACUGUGGUUCAAAUACAGCUCUAGGUUUACAUAUGUAUAAAAUGCAUAUUCAAUAUUUGUUUUUGUUUUGUUUUUUUUUAUCAGAUAUGUUCUUGACUUGUUCCACCAUUGUUACAGAAAUAGUAUAAUUUUUCUCGGGAACCUUUGCUCUAACAUGUUGUCUUUGACAUCUACGAUAUAAAGUAUUGUUUUGGAAAAA